AUGGCGUCGCUGGACGAGACAAAGAAGUCGAUAGAGGAGCUCGGCUACUUUUGCCAAGAGGAACUCGACGUGGGACAACGAGUUGAUGGGAUUUUUGAAGAAAUCGGGUAUCACUUCAGGAACAAACCCGGCUUGACAUUCAUCAAGACCAACAUAUUCGAAAACCAGAAAGUCCGGUCCACUGUUGAAUCCUUCUUCCCGAAAUCUUCCUUGGCCGCCAUAAAGUCAUUCGGGCCAACCGAUUACGACUGCUGUUGGAUAAAUCGGUUUCAUCCAGAGCUCAAGGCCUUGAUGGUUAACUUGUGGACGAGUGAUUCGGUCGUCAUGUUCCACGUUCGCUCCCAUAACAAUCACCUCAUGGCCCAAGCGGCCCCAAAUGGCUUGCUGAAAAUACCCCCGGAGAGUCUCGGUCUUCCUGGGAUCUUCAGUAGGACUGUGGUAAUGAAGACGGGUGGCUUGUCCAUCAUGGAUGCCAGGACUGGGUUCAAGAUAUUUAAAGGCCGGACCAUCACCUUCGCGUUUGUCGUCCCCGACGAGCUUCCAUAUUGGGUCAAGAUGGGUCUGCCAAAGGGUUGUGGACUCGAAGCGCUUGUCCAGCAGAUGCAAGAGACAAGCGACCGUAUCGGUGCAAAUUUUGAGUUUCAACAUGCCGAUCAAAGCACCUCAAGUCCUAGCAAAACCUGCAGGAUGUGCGGUGGCACAGGCAGAAACGGCCGCUUCACUUGUGCCAUCUGUGGAGGGAAGAAGUGA
This is a messenger RNA of Fusarium falciforme, 750 nucleotides long. RefSeq lists its product as hypothetical. NCBI's taxonomy places the organism in Eukaryota, Fungi, Ascomycota, Sordariomycetes, Hypocreales, Nectriaceae. The transcript is spliced from 3 exons. The record is from RefSeq and is a predicted model, not a curated record. Bases 1 to 750 code for a protein of 249 amino acids.